CUCUCCUCUCUAGCGGCGGUCCACACAGCAUCCACUUGUGACCGUGAGAAAUGUCCAUCACACAUGUGCUGGUCAGUCUAGCCGCUCUAGCCGCCCUCCUCCCAGGUGCCUGGUGCCAAAACUUUGCCGGACAGUCCAGUGGUCUUAGAUCUGACUUAUGGGGAACCUCAGGUCUGACGUCACAACAGCUGUCCCUGCUCAGACAACAACUGACUGACCGAGGCCAGUUAGGACGCAGCGUCCUACAGAGACCACUACAGACAGACAAUGACGCCAGAAGUGUACGGCUCUCACGAGAACAGAUGUUACAGCGAGAUGGCCGGUUCUAUCAGUCCCAAAGACAGCCGGUCAGCCUGAGACCCCAGCAGACACAAGCCGGUUACAGCCGGCUGGCCUUGCCGGGUCAAAGAAUCCCAGCCAAUGUCCAACUGGCCAGGAUAGACCGCACGGGCAGGAUAAUUCCCCUCACCCCACGGGAGAGCGAUGACUUCAUCAAACGUGGGGGUCAGGUCGUUGACCACAUCCGUGUCAGAGAUCCCUCAGCCUACAACAGCCCGUCGUCACUGGCUCGAAAUGUGGUGCCUCAGUCACGUGAUGACCCCAGAACUAGAGGACAGAUUAGCAGUCCCAACAGACUGUCAGACGACAGCAGAAACCAGUUCCAGAGAUCCAACGUUCAGAGACUUCCCUCACAGAGUGACAGACGUUCAAACAACGCCGACCUUGACCUUACAGAGCAGCGCAGACUGCAGGCACUACAGAGAGAGCAGGAAAUUUAUAAAAAAAUUAUGCAGAAGAAACAAGAAGACCUGGCCCAGCUGAGGAGAAUAAACGACGAGAAGGAUCUACAGCACAAGCUGUUGCAACAGCAAAUUCUGGAGAAACAGCAGCUGUUGCUGAAACAGCGGCAACAGCUGUUACUGCUACAACAGCAGAAUGUACAGCCAACAGCAGCAACAGAGAAACCAGCUACAGCCGUACAGGAUAAACCAGCUGUUGUUCAGGAGAAGCCGGGAUCUCAAGACAAACCAGCUACAGCCGUAGUUCAGGAUACUCCAGCUACAGCCGUAGUUCAGGAUACUCCAGCUACAGCUGGUGUAGAAAGUACACCACUAAUCUCAGCACAAGCUGCCUCAGAGCCUAACACUGUGACGAAGAAUUUCCAGAAUGUUACAGAACCAACAGUUCAGUACUCACACAAAGAGCCAGUGAAUACAAAGAGAGAAAGGAUCUACCAGCUGGCUGAACUACUAGGCUUCAAGCCUACAGAUCUCUUCAAGCUGGUUGCAGAAAUGGAAGCCAGUAAAGUCAUAGCACAGCGUCCUGUAGACACAACAAAGCCAUACCUAAAUACAGCUGAACAGACGACCCAAUCUUUACUACAGCAACCAGAGCAGACGACAGAACUACCGCAUCUGCACAUCCUUAAUCAAGAUCCAGGACUGGCCACAAAGAUCAACGUCUCACUGGUUGUUGGAAUACAGAACGAGCAGCAUCCAACAUCACCAGCUAAUAACAUCCUCGACAUCCACGGUACCGACCUCACCACGCUACAUCAUGGUACAGAUGUGUUUUCUAGCCAAACAUCAACAUCUGGCCAACCAUCAACAUCUGGCCAACCAUCAACAUCUGGCCAAACAUCAACUUCUGGCCAACCAUCAACAUUUGGCCAAACAUCAACAUUUGACCAUCAGCUAGCCGUGGAACAGACGACCACAUCCUACAGGCCAACGGCCAGUGUAGUGGACCCAACAAACAGUGCUAGGGUGAAUGACCUCAUUAGACAAAUGGUCAUUGAUAUGCUAAUGAGCAAGAUCCAGAACACAAAGAAAAACUCAACUUCCGGUGUAACCGAGGCCCAGCUGACCAAUGAACUGUUAAAAUUACUGGGCGGCGUCCCCGUGAGUACACCGGAUGUGACGUCACAGGUCCAGCAGACGACACAAAGCGCAGUCACCAGCACUGUGGCAAACUCGAAACCAGUUGUGGGAACUGAUCCUGUGCCUGCAGUAGGGCCAGUUUUUGCUCCCGCUCCACCAUCCACAUCGGCUCCAACAAGCUCAACUCCACCAACGGCACCUCCACCAAGUUUACCUGCUGAUCAGAUCAUUAAGAAGGUCAACGUCCAGCUUGCCCACCUGGCAGAAAACAUCAUCGAGGCCCUGAUUGUGCAGACGUCAACUGGCACCCUGUCUGGAGAUGAUCCGCUCAUCCGAGCAGCCAAAGCUCUACUCAUGGAGAUCAAGGACCUAACCCAGCCCACAAACAACACCUCGCAGUUAUCUCCCUUAAAGCCCGUGUCGCCAACCUCUUAUCCUGUGUUACCUCCCUCUAAACCCGAAAACAACAGUCUUUUCAAUCAGCUGUCAUCGGGCAGUCCAUCACCCCCAGGUUUUGACAGUCUGUCAACCCACAGCCCUGUUCAUGACAACACCACUGUGCUGUCUGAUGCUGUCUGGUCCAGCACUACGGCCAACUACACCACUGAUGGUGGUUUUACCUACAGCACAAACAUGGGGAACAGCACAAACAUAGGGAACAGCACAAACAUGAUAAACAGUACAAACAUGGCGUAUAGCGCAGACAUGAUAAACAGCACAAACAUGGCGAACAGCACAGACGUGUCAAACAGCACAACAGCUGAGGUAACAACGGAGGCAUCAACAAGCACCGUUGUCAUGACAACAGACCCAGGGGAAGCGGCACCAACACCACCCCCUCCCCCACCAGGCAUGCCCCACAUGUUUGAGGCUCAGCCUGGGAUGCAGCCCACAGAGAGCACGAGUCCCGAGAGUUUGAGAACCCCUGGCCAAACGCUGGCCCUACUGGAGCAGGAACGGUCGGCUCUCAUUGCAACACUGGCCAGAUUUUACGGUGUGCCACUUAGUCAAGCCGAAAGUAUUUUUAAACUCAUUGAGGCGAACAAAAAGGUAGCGGCAGAUAGCAGUACCCAAAGACAAGGUCAAAGUUCAACCCAAACACAAGGUCAAAGUUCAACCCAAACACAAGGUCAAAGUUCAACCCAAACACCAGGUCAAGGGUUAACCACGGCGGAUAACGUUAACCAAACAGAUGGCCAAAAUGUAGAAUACAACCCAACUGAAUCUCCCGUGUCCAGAACUAGCAGUGAAUACACAACAGUUAGAGACUCAGGCUCAGGUGUCAGAGGGACAUCAGAAGCAACUGAUCUCUACACAGACCUGCGGCAGUGGUCAACUAGCAGUGCUACACAGUCAGUGGGAGGACAAGAUGUCACACCUCAGUCUGUCACUGACAUGACAGGUGGGUCAAUGCUGACAACUGAUCCAUCACUUGCUCAUCAUCCUGAUGAUACGGUUGUACCACCCAAUGAUGUUACGGUUGUACCACCCAAUGAUGUUACGGUUGUACCACCCAAUGAUGCUACGGUUGUACCAUCUAUUGAUGGCAAAGAUGUCGCGACAAUGAAUGGUACAGUGCAAACAACCACCAGUGGUGCUGUGUUAGCCAGCAGCCAAUCAACAACCACCAGUGGUGCUGUGUUAGCCAGCAGCCAAUCAACAACCAGCAGUGGUCUGGCGCCUCCUGCCAUUCAGCAGAUGGCCAGUGAUAUCGCUAGGAUACACACAAUGGGCACAAGAGACAACCACACAACCACAGUGGGCACCAUUGACAACCACACAACAACCACCAUCCAACCUGAAUCUGCUGAUGAAAUCAUUAUCCAAGUUGGCCCAGGAACUCCAGGCUAG
Physella acuta is the source of this 3731-nucleotide messenger RNA. Its product is annotated as mucin-2. NCBI's taxonomy places the organism in Eukaryota, Metazoa, Mollusca, Gastropoda, Physidae. The record is from RefSeq and is a predicted model, not a curated record.